Daucus carota subsp. sativus is the source of this 438-nucleotide messenger RNA. RefSeq lists its product as uncharacterized. Lineage: Eukaryota; Viridiplantae; Streptophyta; Magnoliopsida; Apiales; Apiaceae. Bases 26 to 349 code for a protein of 107 amino acids. The record is from RefSeq and is a predicted model, not a curated record. The transcript is spliced from 4 exons. Gene Ontology annotation, molecular function: DNA binding.
AGGUCGACCAAGGAAGGAGGAAGCUAUGGAAAAUUCAAAUACAUCUACACCUGUGUCACCUGGACAGAAAAGACCGAUUGGUCGGCCAAGAAAGAAUGUAGAUGUUAAAACUCCAAGCACAACAUUUGAAUUGAAGGAAGAUGUCCUGGUUUCAAACUCAACAUCUCAACCCAUGUCAACUCCUCAAAAAAGACCUGUAGGCCGUCCAAGAAAGGUGCAUACAAAUUCAAUUAGUGCCUAUGAAACAAUAAUUAGAGGACAAGCUAGACCUCUUAUCGUAAAGACAGCAACAACAUGUAAUAAUACUUAUAUUCACGCAAAUGGUUCAUUUUAUUGUUUAUAUUUGUAGAUAUACCAACUGAUAGUGGUUUGUUUUCAUCUUAUUAUUUGUAUUUGUCAUGUAUAUAUUCAUUUUGUAGGCCACCUUCGUCCUUUAUU